CAUUGCAUCGGUUAGCGUAUACAAAUGAAAACGUCGCUUGUGAACGCGUCCAAUUUCGACUACUCCAGUCGCCCCGUGUACGAGGGCGAACAACGGCACGUACUUCAAUACGAGCAGCAACAGCUGCAACAGGACCAACUGCGGGCAGCAGAACAAGACGAGCCUCAGCAGCAACAAGAGCAGGCACUGCAACAACAACAACAACGCAAUCAUCAAACGCCGCGUACGUAUCAAAGAGAACAACUACAAUCACAACAGACUCGUCAACAGCAUCAGCGUUAUCACGACAAACAGUCCGAACCAGAGCAGCUGGAUCGACAGCAACAAGAGAAUUCUGCCGCUGCCACGUCGACAAUUGUCUACCCAUUCGUCGCGGCGCAUAUAAAGCACUCGCCGUGCGAUUUUGAGGACGCUGAACAACAACAAAAUCAACAGCACAAGCAUCUGCACAAGCGUGCGGGUACAGUCAUCGCCGAAGCUAUAGUAGAUAGUAGCGACGACGAUAUAAACGGUGAUAAUAAUUUGGCGCAGAGUGUAAUUUAUAUUGACGAUAGCAAUUGCGAGCAACCGCUGGAACAGCGACAACCGCUAAAAGAGACCAACGGUGAUAACUGUGUCAUCACCAGCAGCAGCAACAACAACAACAGUAAUAAUAAUACCAGUAAACUUGCCACUAAUAACGAGAUAAGUGUAGUUACAUCGACGAAGCGUCAGCAAACGUCCACGUUACGUUAUCCCUCCUCCGUCGCGUCGAGCAAAUACCAGCAUAGUAAUCAGCAGCAGCAGCAAAGACAGCCGUUGCAGCAGAAAAUAUCGAGCAAACGCAAGCGUGAAACAGAGUGCGAUUGCGGUUGCGUUGAUUCAUACACAUCGUCGUCCUCGUAUAACGGUUCUGGCGCCGCCGCGUCCAUUUGCUUAAGCAACAGCAACGAAUCUGUCGGAGUUGGUGUUAUAAGCAGCACGACCGCAGUAGCAGCAGCAACUGCUUCAGCGCAAACGGCGAGCAGCAAUUCGGAAACGCUGGCAGCGGUGGCGACAACGACGGUGACCAACAGCCUCAAGACGGCGCACACAAAAGUCGCCACGUCUGGGGGGCACGCCAACACGCAGCCCCCCAGCAAGCGUUCGAGCAGCGGCGCCGACGGUGAUUACCAGCUGGUGCAACAUGAGGUUCUCUAUUCGCUCUCCGCCGAGUAUGAGGUCUUGGAGUUUUUGGGACGUGGCACGUUCGGUCAGGUGGUUAAAUGCUGGAAACGUGGCACGUCGGAGAUUGUGGCUAUUAAGAUCUUAAAAAAUCAUCCUUCGUAUGCACGUCAGGGACAAAUUGAAGUAUCGAUUCUAUCGCGUCUCAGUCAGGAAAAUGCCGACGAGUUCAAUUUUGUGCGUGCUUUCGAGUGUUUCCAACACAAGAACCACACGUGUUUGGUGUUUGAAAUGCUCGAACAGAAUUUGUAUGAUUUCCUUAAACAAAAUAAGUUUUCACCGCUACCUUUGAAAUAUAUACGGCCCAUUUUAGAGCAGGUUUUAACGGCGUUGCUAAAAUUAAAGCAACUUGGUUUGAUUCAUGCAGAUUUAAAGCCGGAAAAUAUAAUGUUGGUAGAUCCAGUAAGACAACCUUAUAGGGUGAAGGUUAUUGAUUUUGGUAGUGCGUCGCAUGUCAGCAAAACGGUAUGCAACACUUACUUGCAGUCCCGUUACUAUCGUGCACCUGAAAUUAUUUUGGGUUUGCCAUUUUGUGAGGCAAUCGAUAUGUGGUCGCUGGGUUGUGUGGUGGCCGAGUUGUUCCUGGGUUGGCCCUUAUAUCCGGGUUCUUCUGAAUUCGAUCAAAUAAGGUACAUAUCACAGACACAGGGUCUGCCUACGGAGCACAUGCUGAACAGCGCCUCGAAGACAUCAAAGUUUUUCUAUCGCGACGUCGAUUCGACCUAUCCGUUUUGGCGCUUGAAGACCACCGAGGAACACGAGGCAGAGACUAAUACGAAAAGUAAGGAGGCACGCAAAUAUAUAUUUAAUUGCUUAGACGAUAUUGGUCAGGUAAAUGUACCAACUGACUUGGAAGGCGGUCAAUUGUUGGCCGAGAAAACGGAUAGACGCGAAUUCAUUGAUCUGCUAAAGCGUAUGCUAACCAUUGAUCAAGAACGUCGUCUUACGCCAGCUGAGGCGUUGAAUCACUCCUUUGUACGCCUCACACACCUAGUUGACUACGUCUAUUGUAAUAAUGUAAAAGCCUCGGUGCAGAUGAUGGAAGUAUGCCGACGUGGCGAUUUUCAUACUGUGCAACCAGCUUCUACAUUGGUUACCAAUUUUGUACCGAGCACUACGGAGAAUAUGACGUUUACCAUCAACAAUCAGCUUACCAGUCAAGUGCAGCGUUUGGUGCGUGAACGUCCAUUAGCCUAUGAGGGUCUUUAUCAAAUCUACGGCGGUCGCAAUGUUGGUCGUCAGUAUACACAGGGACGCGCCGAUGCGUUCCAACAUCAGUUAAAUAUUUUGUGUCCGUCAUCCUAUCAAACCAUGCCCAGUCCCACCAAGCACGUGGUUGUUGGCAGCGCCACAAUGCAGCCACCAUUGCAAGUUCCUCCACAGCAGUAUGUCAAUGUGCCUGUGCCAGUGUCGAUGGUGGAACCGGCUUCCGGACAACGCAUGUUGCUUACAAAUCGUGUACAAGCCAGCGGCGUGGCUUGGCCGCAGACCGGACGACAAAUGGCUUUGGUGCCUUCGUGGCAACAAGCGCCAGCACAUUCGCUAAUUGUCGAUUCGGCACCAUUUUUGAAUGUUGAGGAGAUUUAUCCUAAACACCAUUUGAAUAUACCCAGAAAUGAUCUCAAGAAGGAGUCGCCAGUGCAGCAUUUAGUCACUAAGAGCAACUCGUAUCGUGUGCCGCGCCACGAUAAAAAGGAAAAUAAUCAGUUAUCACCGGUUAAGAAACGUGUAAAGGAGAGUUCACCGCCACACCAGCAGCGCUACAACCGCGCCUCACACGUUUCGCCGCAGUACCAUAGUCACCACAAUUGCAACUAUGGCAGCAACUACAACAGCAAUGCUGGCCCAGUUAUUACUUCGGCAUCGUCUGGUAACAUUGUUAGCCAAAAUAGCAACAAUGGUGGUGGUCAUCAUCAUCACAGCAGCAAUUCGGCCAAUCAACAGCAUGUGAUCAGCAGCAGCAGCAGCAAUGGUGGUGGUGGUGGUGGCGGCUAUAGCAAUAGCAAUCAUCACAUUAUCAACAAUUGCAGCGGCAAUAACAGUGUUGGUGGCAACUAUCACCACCAAACACAUCACACACAGCAACAUCAGCCGGCACAGCAAGCGGUGCAACAUUCGCACCAGCAUCAUGGCGCUAUUGUAAAGCAGCAGACAAUUACUAUACACGACACGCCAUCACCUUCGGCUGUCAUAACGAUUUCGGAUAGUGAGGAUGAGGGUAACGAGCCACCCGCCCCAGCACCAGUCGCACCGGUAAUGAAGCAACGUGCACAUGCGCAGUCGCAAACGAACCCUGCUUUAUUGCAGCACUCGUCAUCGUCCUCGUCGUGUCGCGCUAAUGGCCACCAACAUCAGGUGCAGUCGCAGCAACAACAACAGCCGCAACAUGUACACCAUCACCACCAUCAGACACAUCAGCAGGUGCAGCCGCAGCCGCAGCCACAACAGCAGCAGCAGCAGCAAACUCAGCCGCAGCAUCAGCAUCAUACUGCUAACAUCUAUGGUGACAACGACACAGAUGAGGUGCGCCGACGCGGCAGUCAUGCACACAGCGGUGGCAACAGUCCCAGACAGCAACAGCAUCAUCAGCACCAGCAACAACAACAACAACAGCAGUUGCAGUCAUCCUCAUCACACCAUCAUCAUCAACAACAGCAACAACAACAGCACCAACCGCAACCACAGCACCAACAACAGCCACAGCAGCAGCAACAAUAUCAGCAGCCUGCCCAGCAGCAACAACAACAGCAACAGCCUAAUAUUAAAUACGAACCGGGGCAAUCGCAGAAAAAGCGCAUCUUGGCCAUGGCCCAGAACGAGUGUUACAACAAUGGCGGCAACGGCGGUGUUGGCUGCAGCGGCAGUUUAGGCAAUCAAACCGCCAGUUUGCCGCAUUUGCCAACCAAGCAAGAGCCAGCCGAAUUCUACGAGUAUCCGCCACAGCAGGCCACAUCGGUUGUUGUAGACAACAAGCGUUCUUCAUGGGCAGCCGCCGCCACACAAGCGCCACCGGCACACCAUAAACGUGAGGUCACCUCGACGGCCUCCUCUGCCUCGGCCUAUGUACAACAUCCGCCCUCAACAGCAGCAGCUGCUCCGCCAUUGGCACAUUCGAAGAGCUCAUCUUCGGCCGUCGGCGGUGCUGUGGCAGUUGGUGCAGUUUCUGGUGCCGCUGCAGGUCCGCCUUCGUGGGGUGCACCACAAGUAUACCAUCGUCAGCAGCAAACACACGCUGCUGUACAGGUGGUUGCACCAUCGGCACAACAGCAGCAACAACAACAACCGCAACAUCAUCAGCAUCAAGCGAAUACACCAAUCGGUGGCUCGCCUGCCGCGGCCACUGCAGUUAUGCUUCAGCCAGAUAUCUAUGCCCAGGGUGAUAUGUAUCGCCGCCCAACGGUGUUUGUGUCGCAGGCGACUCCUACAUAUGCAUACAAUCGUGCCGCAGUGGCGCCACCCCCCGCACACAACAGUUCGAGCCGUCAGGUAAUACCAUCGCAUCCACUACCCGCCCAUAUACAUUUCCCCACACAGUACAGCCAAUUUGGUCCGUUAAGUCCAGCACAAGUUGCCGCCAGCAAGCAUGCGCAUUACGCACCGACGAACAUAUGGUACGGUGGAGAAUAAACUGGUUUAAAACACUCGAAUCGUUUCUAACUGAUUGUGUUGGCGGCAGCAACGACAGAUUUACGAACACCAAAUGCGAUACAAAGCACUACAAACCCAAUUACAACAAU
Bactrocera tryoni is the source of this 4940-nucleotide messenger RNA. RefSeq names its product homeodomain-interacting protein kinase 2 (gene Hipk). NCBI's taxonomy places the organism in Eukaryota, Metazoa, Arthropoda, Insecta, Diptera, Tephritidae. Bases 25 to 4830 code for a protein of 1601 amino acids. Gene Ontology annotation, molecular function: ATP binding; protein serine/threonine kinase activity; protein tyrosine kinase activity. Gene Ontology annotation, cellular component: cytoplasm; nucleus. Gene Ontology annotation, biological process: peptidyl-serine phosphorylation; peptidyl-threonine phosphorylation. The record is from RefSeq and is a predicted model, not a curated record. The transcript is spliced from 13 exons.